AUGCUCUCCGUGUGUGUCCUUGCCGCCCUGGCAAUUGCAGCCAGCAUGUGGCGGCUGCGCCUUUUCAUCACUGCACGAAAGACGCCUGGCGGCCUCAAAGAUCUCCCGGGGCCCAAGGGCUAUCCAAUAAUCGGCAGCAUACUAGAGUUCCCAAAGACUUUCUCGUAUCACAAGUUCAAGGACUGGUCGGACAAAUACGGACCUAUUUUCCAAGUCAAGAUCUUGGGCACGACCCACGUCGUCAUCUCAGAUGUCGAGAUUGCGAAUGAUUUGCUUGCCCUGAGGGGAUCCUGCUACUCAGACCGCCCGCGGAUCGUCAUGCUCCACGAACUUGUCUCUAGAUAUGGCAAUCUGGGAUCCAGUCCACAAAAUGAAUACUGGAAAAACGGCCGCAAAUUCUCAUCGACGACGCUAUCAUCGAACGCCCUUGAGCAGUGGAGUGCGGUGCAGGUAAACCAGGCCGCAAGGCUAGUGUAUGACCUGGUCAGUGAUGUCAGCAAGUAUGAAUACCUCUUCGAGCGCUAUUCAGCGACAGUGGCGCUCAGAGUCCUCUACAACAAAUCCCUCUCGAGAUGGGAAGAAAAGGAACAUCUUGACAAGAUAGCUGCAAUAGUCCGCACACUCGAACGAACUGGCGCUCCUGGUGCCUAUUUAGUGGAUUUUAUGCCUUUACUCAAGUACCUACCGUCGUGGCUGGCGCCAUUCAAGGCAGAAGCAAACCGGCUACAUGAAUUUGAGUAUUCCUACUUUCGCAAUCUCCUCGUCGAGGGUCAACAGCAUUUCCGCUCCGAGAAUGACAACGCCAAGAGACCCCAGGCCUUGAUCCAAGCAUAUGUAAGCAACAAGGGUUCCUGGAACUUGAGUGAUUUUGAGAUCGCUUAUGUUAUGGGGACGCUGCUGGAAGGAGGUUCUGGGACUACAUCAUCUGCCAUGCAGUCUUACUGUCUAGCUAUGUGGCACUAUCCUGACUGGCAGAAGAAGGUCCAAGACGAAAUCGAUCGCGUUGUGGGAGAUCGACUGCCUUCGUUCGAUGACUGGCCUGAUCUACCAACCGUACGUGCGGUGAUGAAGGAAACAAUCAGAUGGAGACCCGUUGUUCCCGGAGGUAUUCCUCAUCGCGCCACGAAAGACGAUACUUAUAAUGGCUUCUUCAUCCCGGAAGGCGCUACUGUCCACGCAAACCAAUACGCCAUGUUUAAGAAUGAAGCCACGUACCCCGACGCCGAGGCCUUCAACCCGGAACGAUGGCUAAACCCAAAUUAUCCAACCUACCAAGAACCUCUGACCCAGUACCCGAAUCUCAAGCGCUUUCCUGCCUUCGGAUUUGGUCGAAGGAUUUGUCCCGGGCUUGUGCUCGCAGAGCGGUCGCUGUUCAUCGAGAUCUCAAUGUUGAUGUGGCUAUGCAGCGUGAGGAAGAAAGUGGACGAGGAGGGCCAAGUGAUUCCUGUGCCGUGGUAUGACUACAAACCCGGCAACAAUACCGGGCCUAACAGGUUCGAUUUCGAGGUGGAGGUGCGCGACGAACAGAGGUUGCAGAUCCUGACAAACGUGGUAGGGAUUUCGUGA
This is a messenger RNA of Cladophialophora psammophila CBS 110553, 1566 nucleotides long. RefSeq lists its product as uncharacterized. Bases 1 to 1566 code for a protein of 521 amino acids. Gene Ontology annotation, molecular function: heme binding; iron ion binding; oxidoreductase activity, acting on paired donors, with incorporation or reduction of molecular oxygen. The record is from RefSeq and is a predicted model, not a curated record. The transcript is spliced from 2 exons. NCBI's taxonomy places the organism in Eukaryota, Fungi, Ascomycota, Eurotiomycetes, Chaetothyriales, Herpotrichiellaceae.